Messenger RNA from Alternaria rosae, 1696 nucleotides. RefSeq names its product T5orf172 domain-containing protein. The coding region runs from base 134 to 1474 and encodes 446 amino acids. The transcript has 2 exons. NCBI's taxonomy places the organism in Eukaryota, Fungi, Ascomycota, Dothideomycetes, Pleosporales, Pleosporaceae. The record is from RefSeq and is a predicted model, not a curated record.
CAGGCAUGCGGCACAGCAGUGACAUUCAGCACCGCCACACCGCAUAGGUUUAAAUGGCAUCCAGCCCAAGUUCCUCCCUCCGUGCACAUCAAUCAUUUGCUUCGUCUUUCAUCUGUCAAUCCUGCUUACAGACAUGGUUCUCGAUACCUCUUUUGACAAAUCUUUGGGUUCCAAGCUAAGUGGGCUCAGGAAAGACUCGCAGUUGGAAACAAGACAAGUACCUACCAAUUCAAAAGUCAAGUCAAUUCAACCUCCCCUACCCAGACCGCGCUUCAUGGAUACCCAAAGCGACCCCACCCUGACCUCUCCUGGUUCACCAAUUCGCAAAGCCAUCCCCCAAUCGCAACGCCUGGCUGCGUCAAGUACUCGCGACAAAUGUUCCAGCCAGCCGUCCCGAAUAGUCUCUGACUCCAUCGGACGCCCAAAACAAAUCAUCAAUGACGCCGCACGAAUCCCUCAGGACUGCAUCCCACGUAAACGUGCACGGCUUGAUGGUAGUGAAGGUCCUGAAGUGGAUGGGCUAUCAACGUCGGAAGUGCGGUAUUCCCCAUCACCCUCUCACGCCGAAGCGACUCAGCAACCUCAUCAAGAGCAUGAUGGCUUCUCGCAAGUCCUGACCCCGAAGACUGCCAGAUCUACCCACGACAGCUUGUAUGGAGAGCUACUCAAGAAGCUGACUCCUAGCGACCGGAAAGGGGUCAUCUAUGUUCUAUGUGACCCAAACAACAAAUCCAGAGGUUACAAGAUCGGAAAGACGAAACGAGCCUAUAGAGACCGCAUCGUUGAGCACGAAAGAGCCUGUAGCUUCCUGCCCAGUGUGAUUCACGUGUCAGAUCACGAGAUUGACCAUUGUGGUCGCCUAGAAAAGCUUGUGCAUAUCGAUCUGGAGAACUACUGUGCACCAUUUCAUUGCGAAAAUCACGGUAGCAUCGAUGGGACCAAGGAGACCAAAGCACACAAGGAAUGGUUUCAGGUCACCGAAGAGAUGGCAGUCAAUACCGUAAAGAAAUGGGAGAGAUUUAUGCAACAAGAAAAGCCUUAUAGCUGGGAUAGGCAGCUGAAGAUUAUAUGGAGGCAUCUUCUUGAGACUAGGAGGUCGCUCGGGCCUCUUGGCGUGCGUACAUUGACACACGAAGCGCGACAAGAACACUGGGAGAAAAUACUUGCGCCUCCAACAACAACCGAGUACCUCCACGCCUAUCGAGCACACAUUCAAAUGUCUUUGAAGAGUCUUUGUCACUCCGCCGUCUACGUGUGGACAUACGUAUCGGAAUUCUUCUGGCCGUUGUGUACAUUGAUCUAUGGCGUGAUAACAUUGGCCGUAUUUCAGAAUCUACUGGCGUUCUAUGCGUUCGUCUUCAUCCUUGGAUGCGCCAGCGCCAGGGUUCUGUCUUACGUACCACUGAGUCCUCCGAAGCGACGAACCAGAACGCCUAACAAGGUACAUACGGCAGUUGCUUUGCUGCAACAUUAGCUUGUGGAUAAACGCGCGAUAUCCCACGCAGGCCAUGGAAUUUUAGCCGUAAUCCGCUAACCUCCCAUUCUCUUUGGAAGAACUGCCUGAACUAGAUCCUUCAACCUAGAGAUAACCAGAGUAUUGUUUGUAUGCGUUGGAUGCACGGUCUCUAUAUGUGGAAGGUACCAAUCCUCCAUGCCGUUCUUCCCCUAGCCUACAGGAGCGAGGUAAACAACACCA